Molecule: messenger RNA, 1577 nt
Organism: Amphiprion ocellaris (clown anemonefish)
Lineage: Eukaryota; Metazoa; Chordata; Actinopteri; Pomacentridae
Product: arrestin domain-containing protein 3-like
Exons: 7
Coding region: 104-1243 (379 amino acids)
Biological process (GO): protein transport
Cellular component (GO): plasma membrane; cytoplasm
Source: RefSeq, a predicted model, not a curated record
CUCUUCUAGAUUAGGACACACCCGUCGAAGGUGGAGAUCUCGCCUCCGUUUUUGUUGCUUUGCUUCGCCUUUCAUCCGGAAUUUUAUCUCCGAGCUGCGCAUCAUGUCGUCCACUGUGAAAAAACUGGAAGUCACUUACAAUCCCAUCAAUAAGAGCAACAAUUUCACAUGUGGCGACACCGUUUGUGGUCAAGUCACGCUGGAAGUGGCCAAAGACUGUCAGAUAGAGUCUCUCUCCAUUAAAUUCAAGGGCAAAGCAGAAGUUUUGUGGACCGAGAGACACGGUCAAACUACUGUAGUGUACCACUCCAAAGACAAGUACUUCAGCUUUAAACACUACUUCACUGGAGGCAAAACGCCGCAGGGCGACGAACAAACUCUGCUCCCAAACCAGAACUUAAACACGUACAGCAAUGUUGUUGCCCCAGGAAGUCAUGUCUACCCCUUCACUUUCCAGAUCCCUCACCAGGAUUUGCCCUCCUCCUUCAAAGGUUCUGUCGGUAAAGUUGUAUACUUGCUGGAAGCUACGCUGAGCAGAUCAAUGAGGAUUAACAAGAAAGAUUCAACUAAGAUCAACUUUGUGUCAAAAGUAGACUGGAACAAUGUCCCUGGACUAAUGAUGCCACAGCAUGAGUCUAAGGAUAAGAAAAUGAAGUUUUUCAACUCAGGAACUGUGGCCAUGGAUGUGAAUAUUGAAAAAUCUGGUUUCCUCCAAGGAGAAGGAUUAAAGGUUGUGGCCUUGAUUCAGAACAAUUCAUCUCGUGAGAUCAAGCCCAAGUACUGUGUGUACAGAAAACACAGCUUCUUUGCAAGAGGGAAGAGAAGACUGGAUACUAAAGACCUCUUUAAAGAGGUGGGAGAUCCCAUCCCUCCAUCUUCUAAUGAAAACGUCACAAGGGUCAUCACCAUUCCCCAUGAUGUGGAGCCCUCCAUCCUCAACUGCAGUAUCCUAAAAGUAGAAUACAGACUCAGGGUCUACCUGGAUGUCAAAUAUGCUUCAGACCCAGAGAUCAAAUUUCCCAUUGUCUUCCUGCCGGCCUAUCAGGGCUCCGCUGCUGCAGCUCCACCUGCUGCGGCUGGCUUUGGAUUUGAACCAUUUGGAAAUCCAAACCCUCCAGUUUGGGGUGCUGGAGCACCACAAGCACCACCACCAGGAGCAGCCCAACAAUCGGAUCCUCCUCCUCCUCCUUAUGGAUCAUAUGGAUUGUAUCCUCCUUUGACGGAUUUUGGUAGUAAGUUUUAGUUACAGGACUGAAAAAACACUUUACAAGGAACAUUUCACUAUAAUGUUCUGAAUAUCAGCCUUUUGUUUCAUACAGGAUGACAUAAGAAUAGAUCUCAGCUGAUAGCAUCAAUAUUUUUACAUCAACAAAGGUUGACUGUGUGAAAACACAGAGAAAUUGUAAAAUAGCACUUCCUCUUUUGAUAAACAUAAUGCAGGUUUGACUGAUGUAUCUUUCCUCUACAUGUAUUCUUAGAAAGGUGUUAAAAACACUUGGUGGUCAUAACUGACAAAAAUGUAUGAUAUGUUUAGUUCACUUUUGAAGUUGUAAUAUAUUAAAGUAACAAAGUAUGUA